GUCCCGGUCCCUGGUCCUGGCCGGGGGAUGUAGGAGGACGCGCGGCCGAAGGUAGCCGGGCAGUGCCGCCGCCUGUCGCCUGCAAGGGCGGGCGCAGCCGCCGCCGCGGCCGUGUGGCUGUAGGCGUUCCCCGGGGAGACCGGGAAGGGGCACGGCUGCUCCCCGCCUGCCCCCCCGCCGCCGGUCCCGCCCGGCUCUCCGUGCCUUUGGCGUGUGCCUGCCCGUGCCGCGGGGCCAUGGAGCGCGCGUUCACGCCGCUGGAAUGCCUCCUGCCCGCCGGGAACCUGAAGUUUUGCCUUCUGAUUCUGAACCAGCCUUUGAACAAAGGUCAUUUCCAUUGUCUGUGGAACAGAGCUGCCCUGAGAGCUUGUGCUGAUGGAGGUGCCAAUCAUCUCUAUGACAUCACAGAAGGGAGCCAGGAAAGCUUCUUGCCUGAUUACAUCAGUGGUGAUUUUGAUUCCAUUCAGCCUGAAGUCAAGGAGUACUACAAGGUCAAGGGAUGUGAGUUAAUUGAGACCAUGGAUCAGGACCUCACAGAUUUCACCAAGUGCCUUCAAAUACUCCAGAAAAAGAUAGAGAAGAAGGGCCUCCAGGUCGAUGUGAUUGUGGCUCUGGGUGGACUUGGAGGACGCUUUGACCAAACAAUGGCAUCGGUGGAAACGCUUUUUCAUGCAACAAAUAUCACUCCUUCUCCAGUGAUAGUUAUCCAGGAGUGCUCGCUGAUUUACCUGCUUCAACCUGGCAAGCACAAGCUGCGCGUGGACACGGGCCUGGAGGGCCCCUGGUGCGGCCUCAUCCCCAUCGGGAGCCCCUGCGAGAGUGUGACCACCACGGGCCUCAGGUGGAACCUCAGCAGGAGGAGUUGGCAUGGACCAGCAUCUUUUGUUCCCUGUCACGCUGACGAUACGUCCGGGGUGCCUCUCCUGAGACUGUGCAUGUACUGUACCUACAUCUACACAGAUGGUUCCUCAGAUUGGAGUGUAGACCAUUCAGCAGCAUAAAUUUUGAAUUACAUUUUUGAGCUAACCAGGUGCUGAAGUUUGGAACACUCGUCAGUACUUCCAACACCUAUGACGACUCCGGGAUUGUGACCAUCGAGACGGACAAACCUCUGCUGUGGACAAUGGCUAUCAAGAGCUAAGAUCAGCUACAGCUGCC
This is a messenger RNA of Melospiza melodia melodia, 1158 nucleotides long. It is a transcript of the gene TPK1, whose product is annotated as thiamin pyrophosphokinase 1. Gene Ontology annotation, molecular function: ATP binding; thiamine binding; thiamine diphosphokinase activity. Gene Ontology annotation, biological process: thiamine diphosphate biosynthetic process; thiamine metabolic process. The record is from RefSeq and is a predicted model, not a curated record. Bases 237 to 1001 code for a protein of 254 amino acids. NCBI's taxonomy places the organism in Eukaryota, Metazoa, Chordata, Aves, Passeriformes, Passerellidae. The transcript has 9 exons.